CGGGAGGGGGAGCCGACUGGUGCGGCUCGGGAGAGCGCUCCUCCGCCCCGCGCGCCUUCCCUGCGCCCCGGCUCGCCUGCGCCUCACUGUCCGCGCAGCGCCUCGGGCGUCCAGAGCGCGCCCCUCGCACCGCAUCAAGCGCCGCCCGCGGCAGCCCAGCCCCAGCCUUCUUCCUCCUCCUCCUUUUUCUCCUCCUCCUCCUCCUCCGCCGCCGGACACGCAGCCGCAGGCCGGGGCCGGGACGCAGCUGGGGAGACAGGGACGCGCGCAGCCAGCCCUUCCCCCUCCGGCUCCCGCACCGCCGGCCGCCUCCCCUCGCCCUCCUCCUCUCCCCUCCCUGCUCCUUCGCUUCUCCUCCUCUUCCUCUCCUAGCCCAGACUGCCAGCACCAUGUCCGCAGGGGGAGAUUUUGGGAACCCACUGAGAAAAUUCAAGUUGGUGUUCCUAGGGGAGCAGAGCGUCGGGAAGACGUCUCUGAUCACACGGUUCAUGUAUGACAGCUUCGACAACACGUACCAGGCAACCAUUGGGAUUGACUUCUUGUCAAAAACCAUGUACUUGGAGGAUCGUACGGUGCGACUGCAGCUCUGGGACACAGCUGGCCAGGAGAGGUUCCGCAGCCUGAUCCCCAGCUACAUCCGGGACUCCACGGUGGCCGUGGUGGUGUACGACAUCACAAAUCUCAACUCCUUCCAACAGACCUCUAAGUGGAUCGAUGACGUUAGGACAGAGCGGGGCAGUGACGUCAUCAUCAUGCUGGUGGGCAACAAGACGGACCUGGCCGACAAGAGGCAGAUAACCAUCGAGGAGGGGGAGCAGCGCGCCAAAGAACUGAGCGUCAUGUUCAUUGAGACCAGCGCCAAGACCGGCUACAACGUGAAGCAGCUCUUCCGACGUGUGGCCUCGGCUCUGCCCGGAAUGGAGAAUGUCCAGGAGAAAAGCAAAGAAGGGAUGAUCGACAUCAAGCUGGACAAACCCCAGGAGCCCCCGGCCAGCGAGGGCGGCUGCUCUUGCUAAUGCAGCCUGACCACCGGCUUCCCUUGACACUACUCGCUUGUUGUGUUGCUUCCUAUUGGUUAGCUUCCUAAGGGGGGUGGGAAACGAGCUUAUCCAGAUGGGAGGAUUUUUCUUUUCUCUCUGUCUCUAGGAGUCGGGGAGGGGUGGGGAGGGAGGCUGGGCAUCAGGGAUCACGUCACUCUUAACAGCUGUUACUUAAACAACUAUUUUUUGGUUUGGUUGUAAUAUAUUGUACUUUAUUAAGAUUGCCAAAAACUGUUAAAAUUUAAAAAAAAUUUAAAUCAUGUGUAUACAACUUUUUGCCAGAUAAAAAUGUUGUCAUUUUUAUUUGAAAGAUGUGCUUUUUUGUUUUUGUAUAUUUGUAAACUUAUAGAGAACCUUUUCCACACACCUCCUCCUUCCUGUCCUCUUUUAAUGGUUCAUCACCUCUGCCCUGCUCCCGCCCCCUGCCCAAUAAAUUAGAACAAUUAACUGGGCAACUUAAUUAGGCUCCAACUCCAGGCCCUCUGGCCCAGACCAAACAGGCUCCAUCAACAGGCCCUACCUGAUUAAACCAAACACCAAUGGAAUGGAACAGCCUCUGAAGAGGCAGCUCUGACUCUGUUCUUCUCUGGCCAGAGUGGGGCAUCAGCCACAGCCCUGAGCUGACAUUAAGGCCUUGUGGACAUCAGAGGGGCCGGCCCCAGGCCCACUGGAAUUACUUCUGCCUCUUUCCCCUCCCUGAAAAGCCUUGGAGCAGGUGGAGGGCACUUGCCACAGACAACCUUCUGUUCUCUGUGGUCCACUUAGUGGUCGGCAGAGCAAGAGGUCACUGGAAGGGAGGAAGGACAGGGUGCUGCUGGCAAAUGUGGGCUGGAGCGAUGUGCAGUUUUGAAUAUGUUUUAACCAACCAGUCUAGCGAUCAGCACACAUGUCUGGGUUGGAGCCAAAGGCAGGGUGAGAGCAAGCUCAGCAUGUGCACACCUGAGGCCCUCCUCCUUGGAUGCCAGGAAGCUGGGGCCUGUGUCCCACAGUAUUGGUCCUUCUGUGACUGGGAAAGGGAGGGUUGUCUGCAGAACUGCCACCUGGAAGGUGCCUGUUCUCCGAUGCUUGGUUGCUCACACUGUCGAGUGCCGUUCUGGAAAGGCUGACUUCUUGAUGUGUGUUCGCCACUCUGGCGCAUUGCAUUUGAAAUCUUUGUGCACAGACCUUAGCAGCAUUCUGGCUGCCUGAGGUAGGGCUGAGGUGGGGUGUCCAGAAGGCUGCCCAGAGAAAGCUGUCCUUGCCAUUUUUGACUCAUUUCUGAGAAGGGCUUCAUCCUGAGAACCUACCUGUAAAAUCUCUGAAGAAGAUGCUCACUUUCACUAAGUGAUGCAACCCACUUGGCCAGCCUUCCAAAGAGUCCCAGACUCACCAGCACAAAGGCUGUGAGGGGUGACUCUGGCAAAAACUGAUAAAUACCCUCCAAGCUGGCAAUGACUCUUCCUCCAGGUUGCUGUUGGGCUUGUCAUCAAUGAACUCAAUGACCAUCUCGGUGUGGUAGGAGGUAAAUUCCUCCAUAAAGCAGGGCUCCAACAAGGUUUUGCAGAGAAUUUGAAACUUCUCAGAAACUAAUCCAAAAUGGCAGCCAGUAGGUGCAGCAGAACCUGGCAGAACUCAUGGAUAUUUGUUCAGUGGGCCUGUCACACACUCAGCUAAGGAGACUCCCCGUCAGAGCUGAUCUCAAGGGAGGAAUUUAUCUCCAGGUGAAGGAAAGAGGAAGCAGGAUUUCCACUGAGCUGCUUUUCCCGAAGGCAAAGAUCAAUGUGCGAAGGUAAUUCCAGUGUCACGUGUUGAGUUUUUAUAUGUGUGUACAUAACUAUAUAUAGAGAUAGACUUGUGUAUACACCUUACACACACACAUUCUCACGGAGAUACAUGUGCUCAAUGUAUAUUCUUGUUUUUCCUGCUCUCAAGUUGGAACUUGCAUUGUGAUAAGUUUUGGAAAUUCAAAAGUACUGCAAUGUGUUGAAAUAAGAAAUACUUAAUAUUGUCCUGAAACUUGUGAUUGUCUUGCCAUCAAUAAAAUAAUGCAUAGAUGUGUUAACUACAGGCAAAAGUAGCCCCUGGGAAUACGCGCACCGUUUCUCUCUGUACUUAUAUGCAUAGGUGUGCAGCCCAGGUGGGCCAGCACCCCCACCAUGGCACACCCCCAAGUGGUGCUUGUUGGAAGAGUGCUUACUUACCUCGUGAGAAUUCACAGGAGACCAGGUGACAGCACCCGGGCUGGCUGGCAGGGACAGCCAUUGCUUGUGGCCUCUAGGACAGCCCCAUUUGCAGGGUCUCAGUGAAUGAAUGGAUGGUGGCUUUUUAUUUCCUUGGUACUAAAGAGUACUUUUUCUUAAAACCUUCUUGUAAAAAAGGUAGAGAUUCAGUCCCCUUCUCUUGUACACACAUAUCAAGGCACCAUGAACUUGUUUUUCUAGCACAUCCCUGAGGAACAGUAAGAGACACAGUAGAUACAAUAGCCCAGGCUCUCCCUGCCCCGUGGGCCCCUGAAGGUGAGGGCAUUUGGCUCCCCUCAGUCUCCCAUCCUCCCCCCCACUGUCCCUUGGGGCCCCUUUCCUCGGGCCUCAUCUCCACCCCUCGUUCCUGGGUCUGUCAGGGCAGCCAGGCCUCCGGCACAGAAGGGCAUUGGUUCCUUGGCUCCUGUUUCAGGCUGGUGCCAUCACUGUCCUCUUGCUUCUAGGCAGGAUCUUGAUGCAGAGUUAAGGUUCAAUAACGAAAUGAUCAGGUUCCCUUGGAGAAAGUGUCAAGAAGUUCCUAAGCAUCUCCGAGUGAGAGUAUUCCACUGUCUUGAAUCCAGGUGGGCUAGCAUGAGGCAAAGGGGAGGAAUCCUUUUGGGAAAUGAUUUCAGUUUAGCCAGUGGUUCAGACCCUCAGAGCAGCCCUGACCUGGGAGUAGGGCAGGGUCAUCUUCUGUAGCCCUCUUUUUUUCUUUGAGGAAUCUCAAAGAAAAGCUGUCAGUGCAAAGCUUCUGUUUUUUGGGCGUCUGAGAAGUGGGGCAUACGAUGGGAAAGCAGGAAGCGUAUCCAUCAUUGCACGCACUAGUGAGAGUGAAAGUAGCAUCUUGAGUGCUAGAACUCCAGCUGUGUAGUCCAAGGUUAGCAAGCCUGUGUCAGAGGCUUCCCUGCCAUCACUGUUACCACUCUCUUCCUGUCAGCAUCCUCAAGUGAUCUGGAAUGUCCCAGGCCCGAGGAGCAAUGGCCAGGUCAGGUCCAGUGUCUCAGGCAACAAAAACUAGGACUGAAGUGAUGGUAACUAAGACACAUCUUGGGUGCAAUGUCUCUGACCUCGUGGUGGCCAGCCAGUGCUGGGAGCCCCUGCCCUCAAGGACUAGGUGUGACAAUCGUGGCACCGCUGGCUUCGGUGUCCUGCAGGCAAAGCAGCCUCACUCCUUCACAUGGUGGAGGGUGGCUGAGGAUGUCAGGAUGUGAGAACAGGCAGCAGAGGGCUGUGAGGCAUCUGAGCCACACAAGGGGCGACUGAGCAGAAGUGUCUCUGUACCAACCGAGCAGGGUUGUGUGUGCAUGAGUUUCCGAACUACCUCUCCCCCAACAAUGUGAGGCAUUGUCCCCUGGGCUGCAGCAGAGUGGGGCGGAGGGCUCAUAAACCUUCCUAGGCCAAGGCAGGAAAACCAGGACCAAGAAGGGUGCCUUGCUGAUCGUCACCCGCAGCCAGAAGCAGUCAGAACUAAGGUGUUUCCACUCUCCAUCCCUCAACCGUGUGCAACAAACGUGACUGCACACUGGUACACAGGGGCUGUGGGCACGUGUGCUCCUCAGACCACCACUAGUCUAGGUUGGACCUAAAAGUCUGUCCCAUGCAUCUGAGUGAGGCGGGAAAGAACCCAUGUGCACUUCAGGCUCCAGUGCAACAAACGGCCAGUUCCCAAGUCCACUCUGAUUGGCAAAUUUGGGCACCCUUUGGAUUUUUGGUUUGAAAUGAACUAGUCCAGUGUUUGAAAACCUUGGGCUCUCAAUGUGUAAACUCCCUGGACACCAGACCCCCGAGUGGUUGACACUCCCAGCAGGGUGUGGUUUCUCCUUGCAGUGGGGCUUGGGUGUUUCCCUCUGGUGCAAGGCCUCCAAACACUGACGGCCAGCCUGUAUCACGUGGUGUGUGUCACCUUCCCCCUCACCCAUCCCCAUUAAAGUGACUGGCCAUGAGGAGCCCAGAGGGUGGCAUUUUCAUCUGUGCCUGGCUCAGCAGGCUUACAUGGCCACAUUGACUUGACAUAAAACUGUGUAAAAUGUGGAAGACUCAGCAUGUUGAUCAAACAAUAAACUGUCCUAAUUCUCAACACAAA
Molecule: messenger RNA, 5342 nt
Organism: Phacochoerus africanus (Common warthog)
Lineage: Eukaryota; Metazoa; Chordata; Mammalia; Artiodactyla; Suidae
Gene: RAB6B
Product: RAB6B, member RAS oncogene family
Exons: 8
Coding region: 390-1016 (208 amino acids)
Molecular function (GO): GTP binding; GTPase activity
Source: RefSeq, a predicted model, not a curated record